Messenger RNA from Peronospora matthiolae, 165 nucleotides. The record is from the annotation of a GenBank genome assembly. Lineage: Eukaryota; Oomycota; Peronosporomycetes; Peronosporales; Peronosporaceae.
AUGCUGGAUGCGAUGCAAAGCCGCCUUCAGGCGAUGGAGCAAGCUCAAACUCAGAGCGAGGCUCAGUUGGACUUGCUGAUUCGUCUACAGCAAUCCGGGGCAGUGCUAUUGUCGUCGGCGCAAGCGCCUCCAAGUUCACAUGGGAAGGAUCCCGGUACGGCUUAA